GCAGAGGUGUUUUCUAUAUCAUUUAUUAAAUCUUUGAGAACAAGAUCAUUCCAAACUUCUUCGCCACUGUCCUUGUCAGUUGCUGAAUCGUCGUCCACAUGAUCCUCUGAAGAGCUUGGAUUCAUACCAAAAUCAUUUGAAUCGUUCAAAGGAUUAUCGUCAACAGAACAGGCCCCAUCAGAUUCCUGGAAAAGUGAAGGUAUAUUAAGUAAUUGGAAUCCAUCAAUUGCAAGACUGCAAGUUGCGUUUUGCAUUUUGCAUAUUAAUGUUAGCAGGUGAUCUCUGCAAGCUCAAAUAUAUUCGGUAUAAUAAUAUUGUGGACAUAGCUGCAUUGUUAACUAUUAUAUAAUUGUUAACUAUGACAAACAAUAACAGCACUUGUGUAUUUGAACUAAACUUUAUACUGGUGUAUAUUUUUUAUGUAUGUAUGACUGUACUCUAUGUAUGUAUACAGCUAUUUCAAUGAAGGUUGUCCCCGAGCAAAGCGGAAAAGUUGAAAACAAGCGCGAAAGGCUUGCUGGAAAUCGCUAAAAAAAUUUCCGCUUUGCUCGGGGACAACUUUAACUGAAAUAGCUGUAGUUAGUAGCAGUGGUGAAUAUAUCAAUCCUAUGAUAUAUCUUCCUUCCCAGUUUAGAUCUGCUCCCCCCCCCCCCCUGCAUAGAGUGAAGCCAGUGGUGUAUGGAAUCUUCUAUUUUUAUGUGCUGGACAGCAAUGCAGGUAUUUUUGGGGUGCACAAAGACAGUCAGUGCCUGCAAUGACAACUUCAUUACUUUUAGCGUCUUUGUGCGCCAAAUACAUGUACAUAUAAUGCCUGUUUACACUUGCAAUUUUUGUUGCAAUGCAACUUCAGAAGAGAUUUUCUGCUCCUGAUGGAUUUGAACGAGUGAAAUAAGUGAAAUAGUUAUGGAUAUUAUGACUACAAGAAUCUAAAUGUGAACAUUCAGAAGUUAUUGUUCGUAAUUUACAUCCAUCAGAAGAUGAAAAAUUGAAAAUGACCCUCAUUUGUAAUCACAGCAAAAUUGCAAGUGUAUAAAAAGGAGCUUAGUUUAUCAACAACAAUUUAAAGACUGUUGUCUGUUGAUCACCAAUUUUAAGAUCUGUUGAUCACCGAGAUAGACACUGGUGUUGAAGUGAGUUUACAGCAGAUCGAAUGUCAUGUUGAAUUUCAUGCGUACUGACAGUGGUAUUUAAUAAAUAACAAGUCUCACCUGUGGUUGUGUCUAUAUAUGCUGACAUGUCUCUGAGUCACUGUCUGUCGUAUCACUCGAUUCGGACUUCUGGCAUGACUUUCGAAGGACCUCUUCGCGGUUUCUCUUGUUUUCAUGCCUGUUUAUUGUAGAUCUUGACACCAGUUGAUCAUAGUGAUGGCAUAAAACCAGAUUCCUUGACUCGUCCAUUGACAUAAUUGUCAAUAUUAACCGAAUCUAACAAACCUCGAUCUACACAGUAGUCAGUACGUAGUUUCGGUUUCCGAAUAGGGGAAUAACAAACCCGCAAUAAUCAAUAUAAUAACUUUGUCUCAAAAAUAACAAAAUCCCCUUGUGUUUGAUCAGCUUGUAGCCUUGUAUGCCUCGACCUUUUAAUUUUAAUAAUAAACAUUCGCCGGCAGAUAUCGGAGUUUUCUUACAGUGAACGAACAUGACCAAAGAUUUAAGGAGCUUUCCUGUUGUCCUGAAACUUACAUUAAAUCUCACAAUUGCUUUUGUUAUGGAUUAGGGUUCACCUUAAUACAUGAAAGGUAAACAUUUAAAUUUAGUGAGACUUUCGUGCGAAAUUAAAGCACCGUAAAAGCAUAGUCCACCCAUGUGCUAGAAAUUGAAAAUUAAAGGGCCUUAAAGAACCUUAAAGCUUGUUUAAACGAUAUUUUAAGGUCACCUACUUUUAAGGCAUACUUAAAAGCGCCUUAAAGCUUAUCCUCAAACUUUAAGGAACUUUCAGUUAUCCUUAAAGCCACUUAAAUCUCAAUUUUCGUCCUGUGUGAUGGGAAACAUUUUCCGCAACAAAUAUUGACCAACAGCAAAGCUUAAUGACCACCCGCACCAUAAAGGAAAUUAUCCAUUCCUGCUUCAAAGUGCCAGAAGAAAGACUCGGAAUGGCCGAGUUGAUGUGUUGUUUGGACACUCUUGUUGAAUGUAAAAUGCCGUAAUGUAAAAUUUAUAUAUACCUUUGAGUAAUAGGCCCUCGGUCUUCCAAGGCCAAGCAAUUUUGGCCCUUUGUUGGCGCAAACCAAGUAGCUUCAUCACAUCAUACACCUGCUGCCUAUAAAGGUCCAUUUACAUGGUGCGAUUCUUGUAUACGAUAGUCGUAUACAACUUGCUUACAUCAUUUCUGCGAUGUAUUUACAUGAUAAGAUCUGUGUACAAUUGUUGUGGCCCCGUGCAUUUCACACGAACAAACAUACUGGCCUGAGCAGGAAAUGUUACAAUUGACGCCAUCUGUCGCAAUCAAAAGCUAACGAUGGAUGCCAGGAAGCUAUUAGCUUGCUAGAUUAGCUUAGCGAUUUUAAGGCGAAGGGAAAAAAGAAAAGAAAACAAGCCAUUUGGACAAGGUCUUGGUUAAAACGUUCAGACCACAGAAUUUAUUGGCAAUUAUUAGAAGAAUUGCGGCUUGAAGACCCCAAGAAAUAUCAUCGAUACUUGCGAAUGGACACAUCGACAUUUGAGGUAUUUUGCAAAAUAUUAUGCAGGGUUCGAAAUAACGGUUCGUGAAUCACAAAUCAAUUUCCAUUUUUCACGAACCCAAUUUCAUAGAAAUUGAUCAAAAUCACGAAUCAAAAGUCUCUCAAAUUGAUAAAAUAUCAGUUCUUUGUAAAUGUGAUGAAGGAUCAUAUACUCUGAAGAUAUUGUUGUUAGAUUGUACUUAAAAACGAUUAUAAUUCCACCCAAAAUUCUAUUUCUUUGAGAGUUUGCGAUGUAUAUUAUAUAUUUGAAAAUUGCAGUGCUUCCACUUUUUAACUUCCAAUUGGAGAAAAUUCCUUGAAAAUUCCUUGAAAAUUCCUUAAAAUAAAAUAUUAAUUCACGAACCAUUUUUUCAGAAUUAAUUCGAACACUGUUAUGUUAUACAAACUUACAAACAUACAUACAUAUAUAUAGUUGUUACAUCUUUACAGUUUGUUCCUAAAUAUUUACAAGCAUGUAUACUGCAUGAUAAUACUGUUUUAAUUACAUGUAAAUGAUGUAAUAACAACAUAAAUACCAUCUUUGGUAUAUAUUAAAAGUACAUAUUUAAAUGAAAUCAAAUUAUACAAAAUAUAAUAUUAAUUAUCCUGUUUCUAACUCUGAAAUGACCGUAAAAGGUCUUAACAGUACUUCCAUUAAACUCAUAAUUGAAGUUUUGAAUAGCCAUAUAAGUACAUGAUAACACAUAAUUAUAUUAAACUUUGAAACUUUAUUGAAGGGUUUUAAUACACAAAUUACUGGUAAACCAGUAUUUUACAUUGUGGUCAUAUAUAUUAGAUAAUAUAUAUGCUUGUAUAUAUAACUAUAUUUAUUUUAAAAAAAUUCCUGGUUUCUGAUUGACUAUCUGGUUACUAAAUUGUCAUAUCAACUCAAUGGCUAACCAAAUAUUUGGACGUGUUUGCGCCAUAUUACUAUGACGACAAGAAUCAUAUUGACUCACUGACGCCAUUGAUAUGACGACGACUGCCAAAGGAAUAAGGAAUUGUUUUUUUCUUAAUACAAAUAAAAUACAAAUGGCUUCCAUUUGUUUUGAAUUUUUAAAAUAAAUAGAUAAAACAAUUAUUGAAUUCGGUUUUCGCACAAUAUGAAGAAUUAUCAAGCCCUCAGUUUGCCUUUAUCACUUCGGGCUUGAUAAUUCUUCAUAUCGUGCUCAACCUCAUUCAAUAAUUGUUAAAUAUUGAUAUAUACAGCAAAAACACAAAUGAAUUCAUUAUUUAUAUAGUAUUUCAUUGCUAUAACUUCAGGCUUGUUGUAUGACCACCUUUCUCUAGCUACCAAUAUAUUAUAUUUUGGUAUUAUAUUAUGAUUUUUAAUAUGGUGAUAAUCUGUCUGUAUUCAACUGUUUAUUAUAUCUUUUGAUAGUCAUUGUUGAAGAACGUGGAGUGUCAAUUGCAGAAGAAAUAUACAAAUAUGAGAGAGGCAAUGCCUGCAGGGCAGAAGCUAGCAUUAACAUCGAGAUUCUUGGCUAGUGGAGAGUCAUAUUGCCACUUUUGCAUUAUCAGUUCUGUGUCUCUGUGCCUUCCAUAUGUUGCAUAGUACCAGAAGUAUGUGACGUUAUCUAUAAUACAUUGAAGAGUGAAUAUUUGAAAUUCCCUGAAAGUGAAGAGGACUGGCUGAAGAUAGCAACAGGAUUCAAGGAAAAAUGGCAACUUCCACAUUGCGUUAGUGCUGCAGAUGGGAAACAUAUUAGAAUUAUACACCCGCCUAAAAGUGGUUCUGAAUUCUAUAAUUACAAAGGUUUCUUCAGCAUUGUUCUAAUGGCAGUUGUUGAUGCAGAUUACAACUACAAUAUGUUGGUUGCCAGGGCAGAAUUAGUGAUGGAGGCAUGAUAAAAAACACCAUUUUCUGGAAAAACGUUGGUCAACAAUGCACUUCACAGAACCUAAGCCACUUGAUGACGAGAGAAUUCCAGUUCCAUACUUCCUUGCUGGUGAUGAUGCAUUUUCCCUCGAACCAAAUGUUAUGAAGCCCUGUGCCCAAAGAGCUCUCACAGAUGAAAAAAGAAUCUUCAGCUAUAUGCUUUCAAGGGGCAGGCGUGUCAGUUAGAAUGUUUUUGGCAUUUUGACCUUCCAAAUUCAUUUCUGGCCUUUUCAGGGUCAUACGAUACAAAC
This is a messenger RNA of Paramuricea clavata, 4789 nucleotides long. NCBI's taxonomy places the organism in Eukaryota, Metazoa, Cnidaria, Anthozoa, Malacalcyonacea, Plexauridae. The record is from the annotation of a GenBank genome assembly.